This is a messenger RNA of Hansenula anomala, 1161 nucleotides long. RefSeq names its product protein kinase PKP1. Gene Ontology annotation, biological process: protein phosphorylation; regulation of glucose metabolic process. Lineage: Eukaryota; Fungi; Ascomycota; Saccharomycetes; Phaffomycetales; Wickerhamomycetaceae. Gene Ontology annotation, cellular component: mitochondrion. The transcript has a single exon. The record is from RefSeq and is a predicted model, not a curated record. The coding region runs from base 1 to 1161 and encodes 386 amino acids. Gene Ontology annotation, molecular function: pyruvate dehydrogenase (acetyl-transferring) kinase activity.
AUGCUCAAGUACAGAUCUAUAAUAAGAACACUCUCCACCACAUCACCUCUCAAAACAUCACACAAACCUUCUUCUCCUCGCCCUUCACUUUCAUUUGAAAAAGAAUACAACAUACGAUCAUCUUUAGAACAUUUAAUAACAGAUUAUUCUGGCAAGACAAUUCCUCAAAUAACACUUGAUUCAUUAAUAAACAUCUCCAAAAAGGAUAUUUCCACAAAUGCAAUAGCCACUAUAAACUAUCUUACAAUUUUCAAUACGAAAAGAUUAGCAGCGUUUAGAGCAUUACCAUAUCUUGUUGUUUUAAACCCUCAUAUUUCAGAAACUUAUCAAUUAUAUUUAAAAUCUUUAGAAAUUUUAUUAUCAAUAGAUCAAUCAGAAUAUAAAAAUUUUGACAAGAUACAUAAUUCAUUAUUAUAUUAUUCAGAAAUUCAUAAAGAUGCAAUUCCAUCAUUAUCAAAAGGUUUCCAAGAAGUUUCAAAAUUUUUCCCCAAGGGCAAGAUUGUAGAUUUUUUAAAUUUACAUUUUUAUGACAAGAUUAAUAUGGAAACUAUAACAAAUAAUUAUAUCAAUUUGAUUAAUAAACCUGAAAAUCAUAUUGGUGUGUUGAAUACAAAAUUAAACGUUUCAGAAAUGUUGCAAACUUGGGCAGGUUUGGUUAAUGAUAUGGCUUUUAUAAAAUAUUAUAAACAAGUGCCAAUACAAAUAGAUUUUGGUCAAGAUGUUGAAUUCCCAUAUAUUGGAAUCCAUUUAGAAUAUAUCUUUACAGAAAUUUUGAAAAAUUCCAUAAGGGCAAAUAUUGAAUCAGGUAAUGGAGAUAAACCAAUAAAGAUUACAAUUGUUUCAAAUUCAAUUUCAUCAAAUAGGAAAAAUUUAUCUAUAAGAUUUAGAGAUGAUGGAGGUGGUAUACCACCAGAAGUGGAAAAAAAUGUAUUUGAUUAUAGUUUCACCACUGUGGAGAAACAUGAAGAGGAUAAAAUUGGUAUGAAUACAAAUUCAAUGCCUGGUGAAAGUGUGGAAAAUAUUGCAGGUAUGGGGUAUGGAUUACCAUUGACAAAAGCUUAUGUUGAAUUAUUUGGAGGGAAUUUAGAAUUACAAUCGAUUUAUGGAUUAGGUACUGAUGUUUACAUUGAGUUAAUAGGUCCUGAUACUUCUUUAUUAUAA